This is a messenger RNA of Staurois parvus, 353 nucleotides long. NCBI's taxonomy places the organism in Eukaryota, Metazoa, Chordata, Amphibia, Anura, Ranidae. The record is from the annotation of a GenBank genome assembly.
CAGGGUCCGGGGAGAGCAGAUAUAGUGAAUGCGGGGUCCGGGGAGAGCGGAUAUAGUGAAUGCGGGGUCCGGGGAGAGCGGAUAUAGUGAAUGCAGGGUCCGGGGAGACCGGAUAAUAGUGAAUGCUGGGUCUGGGGAGAGCGGAUAUAGUGAAUGCGGGGUCCGGGGAGACCGGAUAUAGUGAAUGCUGGGUCUGGGGAGAGCGGAUAUAGUGAAUGCAGGGUCCGGCGAGAGCGGAUAUAGUGAAUGCAGGGUCGGGAGAGAGCGGAUAUAGUGAAUGCGGGGUCCGGGGAGAGCGGAUAUAGUGAAUGCAGGGUCCGGGGAGAGCGGAUAUAGUGAAUGCAGGGUCUGGG